UCUCCCCUUACACUUCCACCUUCAACCGCAGGUGCAGAGCUACUCUCUCUCUAGAGCCUGAAAUACUGAAAACUAUGAACUCUUCUUCGACACCUCCACUAGACCCCAGCCCUCAUUUAGCCCCAAUUCCAAACCCAUGUGAUCUCUCAGCGACACUCUCCUCUCUCAAAACCCUCAUCUCUCUUUCUCAGCAAACCCUUCAGAAUUCCAAAACUCCGAAGACCCAAAAUGAGCACUUUCUCCCUUGCCCUUAUAACCCCCGCCAUCUCAUGCCCCCUGAAUCCCUCUUCCACCACACUCUCCGAUGCCCAUCUCCUCUCCCAAUUGACACUCCGAAUUACCAAAACACCCUCCUCACUUCUUCAAUAUUACCCGAGCAAAACCCCCAUUUCAUCAUUCAAGAUUUAAACCAGGAGCUCUGCUUUUCUUUGGAUGAUUACAUUGCUGACUCUGGGUUUUCUGGCUUCUUUUAUAAAGAUUGUCCAGGUCCUGUUUGUAUAUCAGAUAUUGUUUCAAGUAAUAGUAAGAAGACUUUUACUUUGCCUGGUUUUUUAUCUAUAGAAUGUGCUAAUGUUGUUUGUUAUAGUGAUAAAGAAGUUGAGAAAAAGACUGACGUUUUUGAUGAAGUGAGUUUUAGGAUAUUAGGUUCUGAUUUGUGGUUUAUUAGGAGAGAACUUGAGGGUUGGACCGAAUAUGAGUAUUUAAAUAUGUGCUCUUUUAAUGUUUUUUCUGCCAUUUUGGGGUUGAAAAGGGUGAAGGAGAGUAAUUUGAGCAAAUGGGUAAUUGUAAAUUCACCACAAUAUGGUAUUGUCAUUGAUGUUCAUUUGAGGGAUCAUAUAUUUAUACUUGUCAGGUUGUGUUUGAAAGCUGUUUUCAGGGAAGUUUCAGGCAUUGUGGAAUUGUUCAAGGGCCAAGAAUUUGAGGGGAAUUUAAAGAGUAUGAGUUUUAAGUGUCCUGUUUUGUCUAAAGCAUUGGCAUGGUUAGCUUCUCAGCUUUCUAUUUUAUAUGGGAAAGCGAAUGCAAAAUUAUACGCGAUUAGUAUUUUUAAGCAAUGCCUAUUAGAAAGUGCAUCACAGUGGUUGUUUUUUCCAUUAGACCAAACUUUGACUGUGACUUCAGAUUUAAAAGAUGGAGAUCGGAGUUCACAUGCUUUCCAGAGUGACAUUAGGGAUGUAAAAGUUGAAAAGCCCGUUGAAAUGAUUGCAGAGAGUGAAGCAAGAGAAAUGAUUCAUGACUCUGUCAACAGUAAGGUGGUUUUUGUGUCCCAAGUUGCAGCAGCUGUUGCAGCACUGCAUGAGCGAUCAUUGCUUGAAGAAAAUAUGAGGGAAUUAAGGAAUUCGCAACCACUUACAAGUUAUCAGCGAAUGGUUGAGCAUGCUUAUGUGUCUAAUAGAGCUGAUGAGGAGAGGAAAAAACGUCCUUAUUAUAAACCUAUUAUUGAGCAUGAUGGACUUCCAAAGAAACCACCAUCUAACCAGGAAUCAAGUAAGAAUAAGACAAAAGAGGAAUUAUUGGCUGAAGAAAGGGAUUACAAACGCCGAAGAAUGUCAUAUCGUGGGAAAAAGUUGAAACGAACAACAUUACAGGUUAUGAGGGAUAUAAUUGAAGAAUACAUGGAUGAAAUCAAGCAAGCAGGAGGAAUUGGUUGUUUUGUGAAAAGAGAUGAAGAGGGUGGUAUGCCUUCAUCAAGACCCCUUGCACAGGAUCUAAACAUGAAUUCUGGGGAAAAUAAUAGCAAUUUAUUUGAAGCAAACAGAGGUAGCCCAAACUAUUACAGGAAACAAUCACGUUAUGAUCUUGAUAUCAAAUCUACAAUGUAUGAGGAUGUUUUGACUAGAGAUCAGGAGCUAUCAAGACGAGGCCAUCAUGAACACCAUGAAAAUUAUGGUGCAGAGGAUCAUUCUAGAAGCAUGGAAAGGCACAAAAUUGAUGACUUGUCAUGUGAGAGGAAUAAUCAUCGAAGAGAGCAAGAAGAUAAUCUUACUGCCUUUGUUGAUGGACGUAGAAAAGGUGAUAGUAGUUCAGUUGGAACAAUGAGAGAUAGCCCCAAUAAUCUCCGGAAGCAAUCUUAUUGUGACCGUGAUGGCAAAUCUACUAUAUUUGAGAAUGGAUUGCCUAGAGAUCAUGAGCUAUUGAAACAGGAGCGUCACUCAAACCGUGAAAAGCAUGGUGAAGAUUAUUAUUCUAGUAGCAUGAAGAAGCACAGAAGUGAUGACUGGUCACAAGAGAAAACUCAUAGAAGAGAGCGAGAAGAUAUGGAGUUGACUAGAGCCAAGCAUCAUGAGAUCAAAACAUCUUCUAGCAGGUCCAAUUAUCAUAAUUGCAGAUCAUCUCAUUCAUCAACUUCUCAUCGAAGAAAAAUAAAAGUCUAUGAUAAUGCAGAAUCUGUGGUACAAAAUGCAUUUGCAGAUCGAUAUGAUCCUUCAGAAUCUCAUGAUGUGAACAAAAAUUAUGUCUUCAAUGGCACUAGCCAUGUCAUACCAGAAUAAUUCCAUGUAUGCACUAGCAGCUGAUGGGAAAAAGGCAAUUAUCCUUCUUAACUUGAUGAUCCUGCUCUAUUUCAAUGAUGGGGCAGGCUUCAGCACUUUUUUUCUGCACCUGUAUCCUCCUUUGUAUCCUUGAUUAUGUUUAUAUUGUCUGUUGCUCAGCUUCUCAUUAUCUGGGUGGUUCUUUUUUUUUUUCCCCCUCUUUUUCAUUUGUUCAUAAACAUAGCACUUUCUUGUAACCCUUGUAAUCUGCAUUUCAUCAUUCAGAUGGGGGACUUUGUGUUCAGGCAUUAGUUGGAAAACAAGGAGAAAAAUUAAUAGUUCUUUUUUUCUUUUAGUGAUUUCUUUUAUGAAUAUAGAUAUAAAGGCAUAUAAGUUGUUGUUAAUGAUCACAAUAGCAGUUUUAAACUUCAUGAUGGUAUCUCAUGCUAUGUGAAUUGGAAAAUUUUGUGACCUCAAGCCAUUUCUCAUGAAAAGGUUCCCACCUUGUCCUUAUUGAUCAGCCUCUGUUUCUGUCCUCUUUAUAUUUGGACUGGGAUAAUCAAUUGAUUCUAUGAUGCAUUUGAUCAUUCAAUUUCUUUUUCAAAGAACUCAUUUAGGCCAUGUAUCAUUAAAUUGUCUAUUUUUGGAAAUAAAUAGCUUUUUAGAGAAUGGAAAAAGUCAUUUUGUCCCAUGCUUUUAAUAUAGAUAAAGCUUUCUUUUGACAGUCAGGGACUGAUUGGAAACUAAAUAAUUGGUGCAGCUGAGAACUGUGUAGUGUUUGCAUGUUGAUUUUUCCACCUGCAGCAAAUUGUUGACACUGUUUCUGUAACUAAUAUUUUCAAAAAAAAUAAUUGAUUGAGACGUGAUUUGAUCCUGGGCCAUUGUUGCAACUUCCUUUAUACCUUAGUUGGCCAAAUGCAUUUACAAAUUGCAUUGAUAUGAUUGAUUGCUUGUCUUCCGACAAUUGGUUGAAUGCAAUUUCAUUUUGCAUUAAUAUGAUUGAUUGUUUGUCUACCUACAAUUGGCUGAAUGCAUUUUCAUUUUGCAUUAAUAUGAUUGAUUGCUUGUCUACCUACGGUUGGCCCAAUGCAUAUGCAAGUUGCAUUUAUAUACUCAGCCAAAAAAAAAAAAAAAAAAAGUUGCAUUUAUAGCAUUGAUUGCUUGUCUACCUACAUUUUCAAACUGAACAAAUUACAUGCUAUGCAUAUGCAUUGCUUGAUCCAGUUUGAAAACAACAGUUGCCAGAUGGGUUAGUGUUGCUAUAGUAGUACUUUUCUUAGGUAAUUUCACAAGUAAUCUGUAAUUUAGCUACUAUUACUUGUGCAUAAUCAAAUCACAUACAAAAUCCUCACGGGAGGAUGGCUGGGCUGCAAAGUCAUCAGAUAUGAAGUUAAAAGUGGCAUGUGAUGCCUAAGUGUACACCACAAGUCCAAAGAUUUGCAGAUUACAAUCACAAGACAUGACCACUGCGUUUGCUGGAGAAGAUUUUCAUUCUUGUAAAGGAUUUGGGAAUGCAAAGGGAGAGAGUGAAGUAGAUUUAAGAAUCAUCGGGCAAAUUUCCCUUCGAGAGAGAUAAAUUGUUGUAAUUGUUCUGAUGAGGUACCAUCAGGUUUGUAAGCAUCAGGGUAAGUAAGAUAUUUGUUGCACAAUUUUAUAUAUUAGUAUUUUUGCCAUUCUUCA
Mangifera indica (mango) is the source of this 4148-nucleotide messenger RNA. Its product is annotated as U11/U12 small nuclear ribonucleoprotein 48 kDa protein. The record is from RefSeq and is a predicted model, not a curated record. The coding region runs from base 75 to 2489 and encodes 804 amino acids. The transcript is spliced from 6 exons. Lineage: Eukaryota; Viridiplantae; Streptophyta; Magnoliopsida; Sapindales; Anacardiaceae.